AUGCUUCGGGGUAAAACGCUUCAUCUCGCGCAGCUGCUUCUCACAGUAGCACCUGCAUUCAUCAGCUACGGAUAUAAUCAAGCUGGAGUAGCACCGCUUGCUAGCUUGCAGUCAUGGGUCUCCCAUUUCCCAGAGAUCGACACACUCAACACCAAGGGUGCAAUCAAGAAAACAAACUCGACAAGGAAGGGUGCAGUCAUUGCAUCUCUUCAACUGGGGGCCCUCGUGGGAGCACUCUCGUGCGUCUACUUUGGUGAUCGCCUUGGCCGACGGAAGACCAUAUUUAUGGCUGCUAUCAUCACUAUCAUUGGGGAACUGCUACAGACAUCUUCCUACGAUAUAAUUCAGUUUACCCUUGGCCGAGUCAUCCUUGGUAUCGGCAUAGGGCAACUCAGCGCUACUGUUCCGGUGUGGCAAGCCGAAUGUAGCUCUGCAAAGCAUCGUGGACAACACGUCGUGGUUGAUGGAAUCUGCAUGGUGCUUGGUUUCGUGAUCACCAAUUGGGUGGAUUACGGCUUCAGCAAGACGGCUGGUGAAACGCAGUGGCGUGUUCCAUUAGCACUGUCUUUUCUCUUCCCCCUGACUAUUCUCGGGUCUGUAUUUCUGCUACCCGAAUCACCAAGAUGGCUGGUCUUUGUAUCUAGGACGGACGAAGCAGCACAAAGUCUAGCAGCUUACCGAGGCCUCUCUGCAGAUGAUGAAGCAGUGCAGACGGAGAUUGCCACUAUAGAGUCAUCGCUGGAACUCACGGCGCAGUCAAAAAGCCUCACAUUGCGAGAGCUACUUCUAGGGAGUGAUGAGGAACGUCUCCUAUACCGAUUCGCUCUCUGCCUCGUCAUUCAAUUUUUCCAGCAGAUGUGUGGCGGCAACUUGAUCUCUACUUAUAUCUCGACAAUCUUCGAGGAGAACCUGCAUCUAGGCGCAGAAUUGUCUCGGAUUCUCGGCGCCAGUGCACUGACAUGGAAACUCGUCUGCAACUUCAUUCCCUUCUUCGCAAUUGACCGCCUCGGCCGGCGCAAGGUGUUCAUCGUCAGCGGUGCCGGCAUGUCUCUCUGUAUGAUAGUGUUGGCCAUCACGACAAGUUUUGAUAAUGCCUCCAAGGGACUAUCAAUCGUCUCCGUAGCCUUCAUCUGGCUCUUCAACAUGUUCUACCCAAUUGGCUUCUCCGGCGCAAACUUUCUUUACUGCACCGAAGUUGCUCCAAUGCGUUUGCGAGUUGCUAUGUCGUCCGCGUCGACGGCAAAUAAGUGGCUUUGGAACUUUAUCGUCGUGAUGAUUACCCCUGUUGCGCUCGACACGAUUGGAUGGAAAUAUUAUAUCAUCUACGCCGUUAUCUCGGCUUGUAUUCCUGUCACGGUAUAUCUAUUCUACCCGGAAACAAUGGGUCGCAACCUCGAGGCCUUGAAUCACGUUUUCCGCGAUGCCCCCUCCCCUUGGCAUAUUGUGUCGAUGGCGAGGAAGCUUCCACAGGGAGAUGUGCCAGGCGUGCAUAUUCAGAGGCCGGAGGAAAAGGUGAUAGUCGAGCUGAAAGAAAACGCUUAG
Messenger RNA from Penicillium arizonense, 1542 nucleotides. Its product is annotated as sugar porter family MFS transporter. Gene Ontology annotation, cellular component: membrane. Gene Ontology annotation, biological process: transmembrane transport; carbohydrate transport. The record is from RefSeq and is a predicted model, not a curated record. Gene Ontology annotation, molecular function: carbohydrate:proton symporter activity. The transcript has 2 exons. NCBI's taxonomy places the organism in Eukaryota, Fungi, Ascomycota, Eurotiomycetes, Eurotiales, Aspergillaceae. Bases 1 to 1542 code for a protein of 513 amino acids.